ACCGAGGCGAGGGCGUUCGCCUGCGCCAUUCGUAAUGUGUACUUCCGCCCGGCCUAAUGAGGUGGUGAAGUGUGUGCACGUGUGAUGUGGUGCUCCGUGUUCUUCGCAGAGGCGACCCUAACUGAUGGUUGGGGUGGACAUUAGAGGAAGAUGAGGGGACCGGCCAUGGGGCUCCCCCCGCGGCUGGUGUUAUCAGUGUUGGCGGGCCGCGGCCGGUCUUGCAUUCUGGGGUCCGGAACAGGGACUCGGAAGGACUGGCAAGCAAGUAACCGCCGAGGCUUCUCUGACUUCUCCAGGAAGCCGUUGCGUGAUUCUAAUUUCGAGGAGUCGCCCUCAUGGACAUCCAGAUACCGAUCGGAGCCUACGCGUCACAUAGCAUGUAAGAAAUCGGCCAGGAACCUGGUACGAGAUCUGGUGGAGCACCAAAACCCAUCCCGCCAACUUAUACUAGAGUGCAAUCCAGGUCCUGGAAUCCUGACUGGGGCAUUACUUAAAGCUGGUGCCAGAGUGGUUGCCUUUGAGAGUGAAAGGACUUUUAUUCCACAUUUGGAGUCCUUAAGGAGGAAUAUGUAUGGAGAGCUACAAGUGGUUCACUGUGACUUCUUUAAAAUGGAUCCUAGGUAUCAGGAAAUGGUAAGACCGGAUAUGAAUUCACAUGCAAUUUUUCAGAACCUGGGAAUAAAAGCAGUUCCUUGGUCAGCAGGUGUUCCUAUAAAAGUAUUUGGAAUCUUACCAAAUAAACAUGAAAGACGAGUACUUUGGAAAAUUCUGUUUGAUCUGUAUUCCUGCGAAUCUAUAUACAGAUAUGGACGAGUAGAACUGAAUAUAUUUAUUAGUGAAAAAGAAUUCCGGAAACUAAUAGCGACUCCUAAAAGGCCAGAUUUAUAUCAAGUAUUGGGUGUGCUUUGGCAAGUGGCUUGUGAAAUUAAGUUUCUUCACAUGGAGCCUUGGUCAUCGUUUAGUGUACAUAUGGAAAAUGGACACUUAGAAAAGUCAAAGCACUCGGAAUCAUUAAAUUUACUGAAACAAAACCUAUAUCUUGUUCGAAUGACUCCUCGUAGGACUUUAUUUACAGAAAACCUAAGUCCUUUGAACUAUGAUAUAUUUUUCCACUUGGUAAAGCACUGCUUUGGGAAACGCAAUGCCUCAAUAGUACACCAUUUACGUUCACUGAGUUCAGUUGAUCCGAUUAAUAUACUGAGGCAGAUAAGAAAAAACCCUGGAGACGCAGCUGGUAGAAUGUAUCCUCACGACUUCAAAAGACUUUUUGAAACUAUCGAGCGUUCGGAAGACUGUGUCUUUAAAUGGAUCUAUGACUACUGCUCAGAGGACAUUGAGCUCUAGGAAAAAAGUCUACAAGCCAUGAAUGAGCUGGAGCUGUUUGUUCAUUAGUUUUGAAAUUAUGUGACAAAUGAAAACUGAAUUUCAAGAAGUUCAUGUCCUUUUAACGGAAGAGACUCCUUGUUUGGCACAAAUGAAGCAAAUAAUUUCUUCUCAAGUUGAUACCUUUGAUGCACAGGAAACCAGUGGCUGCAGAUAGUCAAAGUUAAAUAGAAUAAAAACUUGUCAGUUUGACCAGAUGAAAUUUGUUUUAAGUUACUCUCUGCUGUAGGUCAAUGGUAAAACACAUACACAGUAUGUCCAAGGUUCUGGUUUUGCUCCCCAGCACAGGAAAUUUUUAAAAAAAUUUCUAUUUACUGUAAAGGCCCAUAGGUAUGGAGUAUUUCCAAUUGUAAUGUAGUUUACUUAAAAAAAAAAAAAGCCCAAAAAUCCUUUGGGCCAAACAUAUUUAAAUAUGCACUUUUCACCAUUGCCAAUUUCAUGCGUCUUCCUCCAGUUUCUGUACUGUUACACUUAGAAAAUAAAUUGAUUUGGGCAGACAUAGUGGUGUGAGUCCCAGGACUUGUUAGGUAGAGGGCCCAUCAUCAGUUAAAUGCCAGUUUCAACUGUAGAGUUGAGUUUGAGGUCAGUUUGGGCUAAGAAAAGACCCUGUCAAAAAAAACCAAAACAGCAUAUAAACCUAUUUCAGAACGUGAUUAGUUUAUCUUUUAUUAUGUUAAAGUGGAUUAUCAGGUACUAUGCAAUCCAAUUGUUUAAAUUUUAAAUUGUAUGUUUUUAAACGUUCUGAGAAAUAAAGAAUUUGUAUAUAGUUUA
Messenger RNA from Grammomys surdaster, 2154 nucleotides. It is a transcript of the gene Tfb2m, whose product is annotated as transcription factor B2, mitochondrial. Gene Ontology annotation, biological process: rRNA methylation; transcription initiation at mitochondrial promoter. The record is from RefSeq and is a predicted model, not a curated record. Gene Ontology annotation, molecular function: mitochondrial transcription factor activity; rRNA (adenine-N6,N6-)-dimethyltransferase activity. The coding region runs from base 151 to 1344 and encodes 397 amino acids. The transcript has 8 exons. Gene Ontology annotation, cellular component: mitochondrial matrix. Lineage: Eukaryota; Metazoa; Chordata; Mammalia; Rodentia; Muridae.